CAGACGCCGCGCAUCCUCUGCCCGCGCCCGGCGCCCCGCGCCCAGCUCUGCGUCCAGCUCCGCGACCCGCUCCUCGCCCGGCCCGGCGCCCCGCUCCCCUCGCCGCGGGCGGCGCGGCCAUGAGGCUGCGGGGACGCGAUCCCCGAGCCGCCCCCGCCUCCAGCGCGGGGGCCGGCGACGCGCGGCGGCUGGCGCCCCCGGGGCGGAACCCUUUCGUGCACGAGCUGCGUCUCAGCGCCCUGCAGAAGGCCCAGGUCGCCGUCAUGACGCUGACGCUCUUCCCCAUCCGGCUGCUGGUUGCCGCCGUCAUGAUGCUGCUCGCCUGGCCCCUGGCGCUUGUGGCCUCGCUGGGAUCCGCUGAGCGGGAACCAGAGCAACCCCUGGCCUUGUGGCGGAGGGUCGUGGACGUCCUGCUCAAGGCCAUCAUGCGCACCAUGUGGUUUGCCGGCGGCUUCCACCGCGUGGCCGUGAAGGGGCGGCAGGCGCUGCCCACCGAGGCCGCCAUCCUCACCCUGGCGCCACACUCCUCCUACUUCGAUGCCAUCCCCGUCACCAUGACGAUGUCCUCCAUCGUGAUGAAGGCGGAGAGCAGAGACAUCCCGAUAUGGGGAACUCUGAUAAAGUACAUCCGGCCGGUGUUCGUGUCGCGGAUGGACCAGGAUUCCCGCAGGAAGACGGUGGAAGUGAUCAAGAGGCGGGCGCAGUCCAGCGGGAAGUGGCCGCAGAUAAUGAUUUUCCCAGAAGGCACUUGUACCAACAGGACCUGCCUAAUUACCUUCAAGCCUGGUGCGUUCAUCCCAGGCGUCCCUGUCCAGCCGGUGGUUCUGCGCUACCCAAAUAAACUGGACACCAUCACCUGGACGUGGCAAGGCCCCGGAGCGUUGAAAAUCCUGUGGCUCACGUUGUGUCAGUUUCACAAUCAAGUGGAAAUUGAGUUCCUUCCCGUGUACACCCCCUCAGAGGAGGAGAAGAAGGACCCCACUCUGUACGCCAGCAACGUGCGGCACGUGAUGGCAGAGGCCCUGGGCGUCUCCGUAACUGACUACACGUUUGAGGACUGCCAGCUGGCCCUGGCGGAAGGCCAGCUUCGUCUCCCCGCGGACACCUGCCUUCUAGAGUUUGCCAGGCUGGUGAGGGGCCUGGGGCUAAAACCAGAAAAACUCGAACGCGAUCUGGACAGACAUGCAGAAAGUGCCAGGAUGAAGCGGGGCGGGAGCUUGACUCUGCCCAAGUUCGCGGCGCAGCUGGAGGUCCCUGAGUCCAAGGCGCUGGAGGACCUGUUUGCCCUGUUUGAUGAGGGCUGUCUCCUGAAAGCGUCUCUUCCCAGAGAGGCGGUGGGGAGAUGGACAUGCGAGAGUACGUGGUCGCCUUGUCUGUCGUCUGCCGGCCGUCCCAGACCCUGGACACCAUCCAGCUGGCGUUCAAGCCGACUUCGAGAGGUUUGCCGAAGCGUACCCCGACUUCGCGGAGGAGUACCUGUACCCCAAGCAGACGCGCUCCCAGAGCUGCGCACAGACGCCCCCGGCUCCCACCCCCAACGGCUUCUGCGCCGACUUCAGCCCCGAAGACUCGGCCGCUGGGACGGAGGCUUUUCGUAAGAAGCUGGACUAGGACGUAAGGUUCUGGAGAGACGAGGCCGCUCCCCAGCCGCCGCCCCGUUGGCCGUGACAGCGUGCGGGCUCCACGCUCCCACACGUGCUGUCCCUUUCCCGCCCUCCGGCCCGAGUCCUAGAGCAGCGCGGGCCCGAGGCCGUGGCCGCGCGCGCCCUGACCGGCGUGGUGGGCUUGUGGGGGCGGCUCCCGGGGCUCCCUUCCAGGUGGCACUCGGGGGCCGGCCCGGGCGUUGCUCUCUUUUCACCUCGAGCCUCCCGUUUUGUUUCCAUCCUCUCCCACCGUCCCUGCUGGUCCGUUCCAGGCCACGCAGGCCGGCGGCUGCCACACGCACCUGAAAGCGGGACGUGUCACCCGCGUUUCGAUUCCGGCACAAAGUCUCUGCCGACCUCGGUGGAAUCGGUGGGCAGAACCGCCAUCUGAUUUUUCAACGUUUCUAUAUUUGCAGGAGCUCAUGCGUAUUUUAUAAACUUCAUUUAGAUACUUCGGGAAACACUCAGCAUUUUUUUAUGAAGAGAAUUGCUUUUCUACUUCAUCUUCCUUUGAGGGUCAGGGGAUGUUUAUUUAUAGGCCCUUUUCCUGACAGACCCCGAGGCUGUCUGGGGCUUUGAGCUAACUUUCCCUCCGGCCUCUCUCGACCAGGGAACUCCUCUCCAUUGGGGCACCCGGCCCGGAACCACUUUUUUGCCUCCUCGGUCCUUUACAAACCCCCUCUUUUUAUACCAGCUUGGGGUUUGUGUUUCCAUGUGACAUGAUCUACUUCACCAAAGUGUCAGCUCCGAUCAGAGCAUUGAAUGUUGGGGAGAUAAGGUGGGCCGAGGGGAAAUAGGGGGGGAGUUCCUGUCUCCCGGGCCGGGGGCCCCAGGGACGGUGACGCUCUGGAAGGCCCCGCCUGCGCUGACUGUCCCCCCCUUCGCACCAGGGUUCUCCGGGCAUCUGGAGCCAGAUGAGCCUCGGGGAAGGAGGGAGUGGGGAGCAGCGGCGACAGGCAUUUGGGGCGCCCGGGAGGACUGGGGGGCUCCAGUCCCUCUCUGUGUCCGGGGGCGUCGGCGGGGUGCAGCGCCACCGGGCUCGGGGAGGGGUUCCAGGUGCUGCCUUCACUCUCAUGACACCACCUUGAUCCAUCUCCUUGUGACAUGACUAGAAACCUGUCCUCAAAGCACAAUGACAACCACACACUGAGUUUGUUCCCUGAAGCAAAGCCUCUGGGUCUGUUUGGGAAAUUGUUUUUGAGUUUCUAAGAUGAUUGGAUUUUCUCUCGGGGGCAUCUCCAUAGGAAGUGACCACCAGAGCCAGAAGUACAGGGAAAAUGUUUACUAACUUCCUGAGGCUUGGAGAUGCGCGUGUCUACAGUUAGACGUCAGAAAAGGAAACACCCUUAACUUCCGUUCAUUCCGAAGCCCCUCCUGCCCCGCGCAGGGUGCGGGGUGACUGACAUCAUUCCAGGGCGCUCGCCCGUCAGGCACAGAGCUUCCCGCACAGCCUUGGUAGCGAACAGGACUGAUUUCAUGAUCGUGGGAGGCGUGGAGUUUCAUUUUUAAAAGAGAAAAACCCACACCUGGCAAUGAAGGAGGUGAACAAGCUGAGAUGUUCUGAGGAAGGGCCUGGGCCCCGCGUCUGUGGAUGAAGGGUUUUUGAAUGAAAUGCCACUGUGCGUUUUCAGGAAAAAGUCUCUGAUAAACAGACACCGAAUGGAUGUUUGUUCCUCCUGAUCUUGUUUUCUCUUUCGCAGCGACUUAGGGUCGCGGGCAUCCAGAACUGUGAAUGUACAGAGCUCGGGACUGAGUCCCCUUGUGUGGGCCCAGGAGCCACAGAGGCGCCCGCCGCCUGCACAGGCCCUGCCCGGCGCGAGGGGGGUGGGACGGGUGCCUCCA
This is a messenger RNA of Balaenoptera musculus (blue whale), 3485 nucleotides long. It is a transcript of the gene LPCAT1, whose product is annotated as lysophosphatidylcholine acyltransferase 1. The record is from RefSeq and is a predicted model, not a curated record. Gene Ontology annotation, molecular function: calcium ion binding. The coding region runs from base 120 to 1598 and encodes 492 amino acids. The transcript is spliced from 13 exons. NCBI's taxonomy places the organism in Eukaryota, Metazoa, Chordata, Mammalia, Artiodactyla, Balaenopteridae.